Molecule: messenger RNA, 333 nt
Organism: Ostertagia ostertagi
Lineage: Eukaryota; Metazoa; Nematoda; Chromadorea; Rhabditida; Trichostrongylidae
Source: the annotation of a GenBank genome assembly
AUGGCCUUUUACAUUUUCAUUUGCUCCCUGGAGGAAUGGGGUAGGAUUCGUGCACACAAGGCAACCAUUACUCCGUCAGAGAGGCUGCUGGAAGGAGCGAAUGGUGAGAAACCAUCGUUCGUUGUGGUGGAUGCAGCUGUAGGAGUACAGAGGGAGGUUGCUCGCAAUUUCUGCCGUCACGAAAAGAAAUUCGCACUUCUCCCGUACCACGAAGAGCUUACGAAGGAGUUGGAUGCACGCUUCGAACAUAUUAAGCAUGGUAUUGUGAUUGCAGUUCUUGUGAACGAACAACGACCAGCUCUUCGCAACUUCAUCUUUGCACUGAAAACGUGA